GAGCAGAAAAGUCUCAUCCAAGAUAUUCUGUCCUUGUUCGCAAGAGAGAGAGAAAAAGAGAGAGAGAGAGAAAGAGAGAGAUGGCACUUACUGGUGAAGAAUUCGACGUGAUUGUGGUGGGCGCAGGAAUCAUGGGAAGUUCCACCGCCUAUGAAGUGGCCAAAAGGGGUCAGAAAACCCUCCUACUCGAGCAAUUCGAUUUCUUGCACCAGCGGGGCUCCUCUCACGGCGAGUCCCGCACCAUACGAGCAACCUAUACGAAGGAAUACUACUUUCCAAUGGUCAUCGAGUCAUACAAACUCUGGCAGGAGGCCGAGUCCCAAAUCGGCUACAAGGUCUACUUCAAGGCCGGACAACUCGACAUGGGUGACUCCCAUGACAAAAGCAUGCAUGGCAUCAUAAACACCUGCCGCAAACACUCAGUCUCGCAUGAAGUUCUCGACCGCCGACAACUGGCCAACAAGUUUUCUGGAAGGUUCGAUAUCCCUGAGGAUUGGAUUGCUGUGUUUACCGAGUAUGGUGGAGUGAUAAAGCCCACAAAGGCAGUGUCCAUGUUCCAGGCCUUGGCAUUUCAAAAGGGUGCUGUUCUAAGGGACUGCAUGGAAGUGAAAGAUAUUAGAAAAGAUGGCGUCAAAGGGGGCGUAUGGGUUUACACCAGCAAUGGUGAAAAGUUUUGGGGUAAAAAAUGCGUGGUGACAGUUGGGGCUUGGACAAGAAAGUUGGUUAAAACAGUAGUUGGGCUUGAACUACCUAUACAACCAUUGGAGACUGCGGUGUGUUAUUGGAAGAUUAAGGAGGGGAAUGAAGAAAAAUAUACGAUCGAAGGGGGUUUUCCGACUUUCUCAUGCCAAGGGGACCCGCAUGUAUUCGGCACGCCAUCGUUGGAGUAUCCGGGGUUGAUAAAGAUGAUGGUACAUGGGGGGCAUCCGUGUGACGAGGACAAGAGGCCAUGGGGGCCAGGAAUGGCAUUGGGGUCUUUGAAACAAUUGGUUGAGGAGAGGCUGUCAGGGAUGGUUGAUUCCGAGGCACCUGUGGCCAUGCAAUUUUGCAUGUAUUCAAUGACACCCGAUGAAGAUUUUGUGAUUGAUUUCUUGGGCGGGGAGUUUGGAAAGGAUGUUGUGAUGGGAGGUGGGUUUUCUGGGCAUGGGUUCAAGAUGGGGCCGGUGGUGGGGAGGAUACUAGCUGACCUUGUGCUCACUGGGGAGGCAAAAGGGGUGGAGUUAAAACACUUCAGUAUUCAAAGAUUUGAGGAGAAUCCUCAAGGGAAUGUCAAAGAUUUUUAAGAUCCAAGUCUCUACUGUGCUAUUGAUCCUCACCGAUUCAAUAAAAACCCGUUUGCAUGUGUGUAACAAAAACUAUAUGCUCAUAUUUGUGGCCGUUGACGUCUUAUCUUUAUUAUCCUACAACUCUUAUCUUCUAUCUGCAAUCAUGCUCUCUCUCUCUCUCUCUCUCUCUCUCUCUCUCUGUGAUAAGUAUAGGUAAAUUUAGUAGAAUAAUGCAGUAGUCGAUAGCAAGCAUAGUCGAAUGGGCUUUGGUGCAAUUAUUCGAGAUUAUGGAGGACAAGUACUUGUGGCGGCAUGUAGUAGAACACAAGAAAGCAUGGCUGAUACUAUUGUGGUUGAUGCUAUCGUCGCUGAAGUCUUGGCUGGAAUGGUAGCUGCAACUUUAUGUAAGGAUAUGUGCUUUUUUUUUUUUUUUGUAAAUCUUGAAGGAGAUUCCCAGCAAAUGGUGGAAAGAGCUUAAUGAGAGAUCUCUAAAUGCUAGCAGGUAUGGUCACUUUGUGGAUGUCAUUAAAAGUGUUCUACAAUCUUUCCAA
Alnus glutinosa is the source of this 1816-nucleotide messenger RNA. Its product is annotated as probable sarcosine oxidase. Bases 81 to 1283 code for a protein of 400 amino acids. The record is from RefSeq and is a predicted model, not a curated record. NCBI's taxonomy places the organism in Eukaryota, Viridiplantae, Streptophyta, Magnoliopsida, Fagales, Betulaceae. Gene Ontology annotation, molecular function: flavin adenine dinucleotide binding; sarcosine oxidase activity. The transcript has a single exon.